UCCGUCAAAUAUGAACUACCAAGUAUCAAGUCCUACUUGAUCUGUUAUAAAGUCAAAAAUCAAAAUAUUAAAAUGGCUGACGGAACUCCGAGUAAAAGCGAUAUUGAAGCUAUUUUUCAGAGAUUACGAUCUGUUUCAGCCAAUAAAAUAUGUUUUGACUGCAAUGCAAAGAACCCUACGUGGUCGUCGGUGACGUACGGAGUUUUCAUCUGCCUAGACUGCUCAGCGGUGCACCGGAGUCUUGGAGUGCACAUAACCUUCGUACGGUCCACCCAGCUUGACACCAACUGGACAUGGAAGCAAUUAAGGAAUAUGCAGCUAGGUGGAAACGUAAAUGCGACUCAGUUUUUCCGUACACAUGGGCUGGUAACCGACGAUGCACGUCAAAAGUACAAUUCAAGAGUUGCACAAAUGUACAAAGACAAACUUAAUACAAUGUCUGAACAAGCCAUGAAAACAUAUGGUACAAAACUACAUUUGGAACCUGCAACAGCUGAGAAAGAAAACAAGUCAACUAAGGAGGUAGACUGGUUUGCAGAACAUACUGAUGGCACUAACAUUGACUCAGAGGCCUACUCCGCGGCGGUGACUACGGUGAACAAUUUCAGCGAAGAAGCUCGGCUCUGGGGCGCGAAAGAUUCUGAAGACGCGCGGCCGACGAGCGGAGCCACAUCGAGACAAACGGCGAGGAGGACAAAAACUUUGUCUCCGAAGCUAGGUGCUCGCAAAGGAGGCCUAGGUGCGACCAAGGUGGCCGCCAACUUCGACGACAUCGAGCGAGAAGCUAUGAUGGCCGAAAAGCUGAGAAUGGAGACGCCGGCCGCCCGGGCCCAGCCUACGGCCGAGGCAGUCGCCGAGGAGGUGGCCGCUCUGCGUUUGCAGUACCGCCCCGACCAGGCCCGGCAGCACGCCGACAGACUCGGCAUGGCCAACACUGCGGCUCGAGACCGAGGCGGAGUGUCGCACAGCGCCACGCACGCCAUGCAGAGCAUCGAGCAGGAGGACGCGUCCUCCGCCGCCGACGCGCCCGACGUGGACGACUUCGCCGCCGCUUUCACCAUGAUCAGAAAUGAGCCGUUCGGUCGCGGCUGUGACUUCGGCGGCGGCGAGACCGAGCGUCAGAUCGUCCCGGAACCCGGGCGGUUCUCGCGCCCCCCGCCGAGCUCCGAGCCCCGCCGCGCCCCUCGCUCCCGAGCUCGCGACGACGACGACGACUCCGCCGUCAAGAAGUUCGGCUCCGCCAAAUCCAUCAGCUCAGCGCAGUUUUUCGGCGAUCAGGAGUCUCGCGGCGACGAGUCGGCGCUGUCACGGUUCUCGGGAAGCUCGCACAUCUCGUCGGCUGAGCUGUUCGGCGGCGCCGCCCCUCGCCAGCCCGCCUUCGCGGUCUCCGCGCCGGACCUCGACGACGUCCGCGAGUCGGUGCGCAUGGGCGUGACGCGCGUGGCCGGGCGCCUGUCGUCGCUGGCCAACGGUGUGGUGUCGUCCAUCCAGGAGAAGUACGGCUACUGAUGGCCGUCUGCGGAGGGCGACUGUUGCAUUUUGUCAUUUCAAUAUCUCCAAAAUAUCAAAGCAAUCGAAGGAGCGAUUAUUAACUUUGUAUUUAUUCUACAACAUUUUGCAUAUUCUUGUACAUUUGUAAGUAUCAUGCUUCCAUCGUAAGCUUUUCAUGAUGUGACUUGCGACUCGGUCCUUCGCUGAAAACAUUCCACAAACCGGGAAUAUGAAUCGUGAGCGGCUCCACGAUGUUGACAUUGUAUAUAUUCAAUUUUAGAAAAAAUAAACAAAUGCGUUUUUCGAUAUUUAUUUGGUACUUUGUGAAUACUGGUGAACCUCUAUGCUCUAUUAUGAUUGGAUUAAUAAAAAUAUAUUUUCUAUA
This is a messenger RNA of Pieris brassicae (large cabbage white), 1876 nucleotides long. It is a transcript of the gene ArfGAP3, whose product is annotated as ADP-ribosylation factor GTPase-activating protein 2. The transcript is spliced from 11 exons. NCBI's taxonomy places the organism in Eukaryota, Metazoa, Arthropoda, Insecta, Lepidoptera, Pieridae. Gene Ontology annotation, biological process: COPI coating of Golgi vesicle. Bases 73 to 1509 code for a protein of 478 amino acids. Gene Ontology annotation, molecular function: GTPase activator activity. The record is from RefSeq and is a predicted model, not a curated record.